AUGGCAACGCGAUCCCACAUCCCGUCAUCUACGGCGGUGGCUGCUCCUCCGAUGAUGCGAGAGAUGCUGCUCCGUGCUUCGUCCAUCAGCAUCGCGAUCACAGCAACGCAACUGCUGCUGCUGCUCCUCUGCUGCUGACAAUCACCUAACAUUUUUGUCAUCGAUAAACAUCAACAACAGAAAUUCAGACUCGUCGUACAUCUACUACUACAUUUUUAUGCAUAGUCGCGUUUCGGAUUUUCCGCAGUUUUCCAGCUGAAAUAUCAUCAAAUAUUCUUCAGUCUAGAUCAGAGUAAAGUGCGCGCAUCCGCCAAGUGGUCGCAGUUUUUUUUUUCGUCUACCUUUCUUUUCUUGCCGACUCCACUAGAUUUCCGCUUUUCCUUUUUUUGGGAACCGUUUUCGGGGAUUUACUCCCCACAACCAGCAUCACGAUUUUCGGGGAAAGCCAUAAGAUCGGAGGCGGCGGUGGCGGUCGCGGCAUGUUCUGCUACCACUGCCCUCCGGCCCUGCACCCCGGAGCCCCGCAGCCGCGACUCCCGCAGCUCGACUACCCCUUCAGCUCGACGCAUCCCUAUACGAGCUACUCCUACCAUCCGGCCAUCCAUGACGAUACUUUCGUGCGACGCAAGCAGCGCCGUAAUCGCACCACGUUCACCCUUCAACAGUUGGAGGAACUGGAGACGGCCUUCGCUCAAACCCAUUAUCCGGACGUGUUCACCAGAGAAGAUCUGGCCAUGAAAAUCAAUUUGACGGAAGCUCGAGUUCAG
Molecule: messenger RNA, 767 nt
Organism: Nicrophorus vespilloides
Lineage: Eukaryota; Metazoa; Arthropoda; Insecta; Coleoptera; Silphidae
Product: dorsal root ganglia homeobox protein-like
Exons: 4
Biological process (GO): regulation of transcription by RNA polymerase II
Molecular function (GO): DNA-binding transcription factor activity, RNA polymerase II-specific; RNA polymerase II transcription regulatory region sequence-specific DNA binding
Source: RefSeq, a predicted model, not a curated record